AUGACGGAUAAAGCACCAAUUAAAACAAAUAAACGUCUACAACAAACUCAAGCUCAAGUUAAUGAAGUUGUUGAUAUUAUGAGAGUUAAUGUUGACAAAGUAUUAGAAAGAGAUAAAAAUCUUUCUGAACUUGAUGGUCGAGCUGAUGCAUUACAAGCUGGUGCUUCUCAAUUCGAAGCUAGUGCUGGUAAACUGAAAAGAAAAUUUUGGUGGAAAAAUUGCAAAAUGCUAGCAGUAUUGGGUGUACUAGUAGUUAUUUUAAUUAUCGUAUUAAUUGUAUGGGUCGUUUCUGAACAAAAAAAUAAAGUUGAACAAAGUGAACAUUCAUCUCAUCAUCUUGUGAUGGAUAACACAUCGCAUUUAUUAUCGGAACCACUGAUGAUGGAGCAUUCAAGAGAAGGAAAACCAAUUUUGCCUGAUGAUCAUAUGAUAGGUUCGAAUGAAGUAAAUAGUGGAACGCCACCGUCUUUUAAUUCUAAUAGAAUAAAAUCCAAAGGUUUUGAGAAAUUACGAUCACCUCCAUUGUCGUUGCCAACUUCUCCUUCGUAUUCCCCCUCUUUCUCUUCGUAUCCCUCUUCGUCUCAACAUCAUUUUGAAAACAAUGAAACAUCAUUGUUUUAA
Molecule: messenger RNA, 621 nt
Organism: Schistosoma guineensis
Lineage: Eukaryota; Metazoa; Platyhelminthes; Trematoda; Strigeidida; Schistosomatidae
Source: the annotation of a GenBank genome assembly